Cyprinus carpio (common carp) is the source of this 4815-nucleotide messenger RNA. RefSeq names its product glypican-1-like. Gene Ontology annotation, biological process: regulation of protein localization to membrane; negative regulation of fibroblast growth factor receptor signaling pathway; cell migration. NCBI's taxonomy places the organism in Eukaryota, Metazoa, Chordata, Actinopteri, Cypriniformes, Cyprinidae. Gene Ontology annotation, cellular component: plasma membrane; synapse; cell surface. Gene Ontology annotation, molecular function: fibroblast growth factor binding. The record is from RefSeq and is a predicted model, not a curated record.
CCGUUCCGCCUCGCAGACCAAACGCGAACGCGAGCGCACAGACGCGUCUCCAGACUGUGCGCUCCCGUGAGUUCAUGUCAUUCCUCCCUCCCUCUCCGCUCCGUCAUCUCUCAUACUGGAUCUCGCUCUCCUUCUUAAUUCAAGUGGUUGCCACUGAAUAAGACACUGCGCGUGGGAGCGACCCGAUGCGCUUUUGGAAACGGGAGGCUUCGCUGUGGACGCGUUUAUUCGCUGCUCUUCGUCCUUGGAUUUGAUUCACACAUCACGCUUCUUUCUUCUGUCCAGGAUGGGUUUUGUCGUGCUGGUGCUUCUGUGCGCUCUUACCGGGCUGGUGUUCGGGGACGCUAAACCCAAAGCAUGCUUGGACCUCAGGCAGUUCUACAGCAGCAAGGGGUUCAGUCUGAACGAAGUCCCGCAAACAGAAAUAUCCGGUGAGCACCUGGGGGUUUGUUCUCGGAGUUACACCUGCUGCACGUCUGGGAUGGAGGAGAACCUCCUGAACCUGAGCCGAAGAGAGUUUGAGACUCAGGUGAAGGAGUCUGGACGCACCUUACAAGCCUCGCUCAACAGCCAGUUCAAGAGCUUUGAUGAUUAUUUCUUGGAGCUGUUCAACCGUUCUGAAGCAUCGCUCCAAACUUCCUUCCAGACCGGGUUUGGAUCUCUCUUCUCCCAAAAUGCAAAAGUGUUUCAGGAUCUGUACUCCGACCUUCGGCACUACUACCGAGGGUCCAGGGUCAAUCUCGAGGAGGCGCUGAAUGAAUUCUGGGCCCGUCUGCUGGAAAGACUCUUUAAAGCUUUAAACGCUCAGUACAUGAUUGGAGAGGAGUAUCUGGAGUGCGUAGCCAAGCAGUCAGAAACGCUGAAGCCGUUUGGAGACACGCCGAGAGAGCUCAAGACCAAAAUCACACACACGGUUAUUGCAGCCAAAACUUUCUCGCAGGGUCUGGUGAUCAGCGGCGAAGCCGUCCGGAAGGUUUCAGAGGUGUAUAUGAGCACUGAAUGUGUGCGCGCUGUCAUGAAGAUGACAUACUGUCCAUACUGUAGCGGCGUGGCCUUUGCCAAACCCUGCUCAAACUACUGUAAGAAUGUCAUGAAAGGUUGCCUCGCCAAUCAAGCAGAUCUGGACUCUGAGUGGAGGAACUUGGCAGAUUCUAUGCUGGAAGUAGCUGACAAACUGAGCCGGCCUUACAGUGUGGAUUCAGUGGUUCUGUCUCUGCCAAAACGCAUUGCUGAAGCUAUUCUCUACAUGCAAGACAACCUCAACACGUUCAACAAUAAGGUGUUUCAAGCAUGUGGUUCUCCUGCUCAGAGCUCCAAAUCUGAGGACCAGAUCAAGCGAGGGAGAAACACAGCAGAAGAAGUGAGCGGCACCCCAGGAGCCCAGCUGGAGAAACUGUUAUCCGAUGUGUCCAGAAUGUUGAGGGAUAUGAUGCAAUACUGGGUCCAUUUGCCCAGAAAUCUGUGUUUGGAUCGUGAGUCUGAGCUGAGUGAAACAGACGGAUGUUGGAACGGAAUGAAAGUGGAUAGGUAUCUGCCAGAAGUGAUGGGAGACGGGUUGGCCAGUCAGAUCAAUAAUCCUGAGGUAGAGAUUGACAUUACCAAACCAGACAUGACUGUACGCAAACAGAUCAUGGAGCUUAAGAUAAUGAUCAACCGACUAAAGUAUGCUGUCAAUGGAAAUGAUGUGGACUUCCAGGACACCAGUGAUGAUAUCAGCGGUUCAGGAAGUGGAAUGUGUGCCGGCGAUCAGUGUUCUCGUGAUACACGUUUAUCAGUCCCAAACACGGACAAACCCAUUGUAUACGGCUAUCCGUCAGAGAACAAGAAGGUGGUGAAAGGAAGAAGCAGCCAGAACCUUCCUUGCGUCAGCCUCUACCUUCUCUCACUGGUCACAGUCUUGCUUAGGCGAUAAUUGACAGGCAAUUCCACCAACUGGGACUGAGUACAGGACUAGGUUGGAUUGUGGAGGGGCGGGGUUAGUCACAUUGCCAAAACAAACAUGCAAACAUCAACAGAAUCCGGCGAAUGCAUCACUUUUUUGUCUUGAAUAAGAACACCAUGGAAUAUUCUUAGAUCUGUGUACUUUUUUUGUCUCUUAUUUGAUAUAUGACACCCCUAGAGCUGGUCUUUUGCUUGUCUUUAUGUCUGUGGUGAAAAAGGUCUCUGAGAAUGCGCCAGUCUGUCACAAUAGCUAUGAAAAUCCACCCCAACAAACAAGACAUGCUGGUUUUUCCUUAUUCAAAAAUCAUUUUAGAUUACAUUUUAUUUAUUAAUUAAGACCCAUAACGAUAAGACGUCUCUGGCCCCUCAAGAUUGAGAAUGUCCUUCAACACUCGAUCAUAGUGAACAAACAUCUGAAAGAACCAUGUGUUCUUCUUAACUUUGUUUUAAAGCUUUUCUAAACAUGAAAACAAGCUUUACUGAGUCUUGUUUCAUGAAGACCAGCUGUCUCACGCUGUCUCUGUCUCUCUCUCUCGUUUAUUGUACUAGUUUUUGCACUCCGCUUUAAAAAUGGGUUUCAGGGGCCAUUUUAAAGAAAACACAACAUGUAUUUACUCUGGAUGUAAAUAAACGUGUACUAACCACAGUCACAUUUUCAGUAUAUCCUUGAGGACCCUCAACAGCACUAGAGCAACAUUUGGGAUGAAACGUUAAUGCACCAGAAAUGAGAAAGAGACAGAUGUGUUUUACGAUGCACUAUAAUCCAUGGGACAGAUAUACAAUGACAGAAAGGGAUUUAACACGUGGGAAAACACAAGCCGGAGAAUGACAGACUUGAAACCGGAGGGAUGUGGAGGGGUUUCUGGACAUUGUUAAUUUGAUAUUGAUUCAAACCACACAGAGAUGUGUUAUGUGUGAUUGCACUUCAGAGAAAGUGUUGCUUUGUAAGUACUCACUAUACAGAUAUACACGUGUACUCAUACUGCAUCCACGUCAGAUCAGAUUAGUUCAGUGAGUCACAGAUGUGUGUCUCUAAUAUUUCUCAGCCCUGCACCCUGCCCUUUCGUUAGCAGACAAUUUGGAUUGUUUAUGGUACGCACACAAUGUGGGUCAGUUGAAGGUACGGAUCAUUCUCUAUGCAAGUAUGUAAACGCAAAUAACGUAAGCAUGUAUACUGAUAUUUUUGGGUCAAUGUAGCGCUAGCACACCUUAGUACUCAAGGGGGCGAUAGAGUUACCAACAAAAGUUUGCGUUAUUAAAUUAAAUGUUGUUGUUAUUAAGGUAACUAUAUCUAUAAAUAUGUUUUCUCUUGGACUAACUUGAACUAGCUUGCUAAGCUAAAUAGCAUGCAUGCCUCCCAUACUUAUGUUACAUUAUGAAAUACACCGAGUCCAAUAUGUUUGGAGUAUAGAUGGAUGGUGGAAAUGACGUUACUCAAGGGGGCGAUAGAGUUACCAUCAAAUGUUUGCGUUAUUGAAUUGAAUGUCAUUGUUGUUCAGGUAGCCAUAGCUAUAAACAUGUUGAAUGUUGGACUAACUUGAACUAGCUUGCUAAGCUAAAUUCAUUUCAAACUGUUGCUCCGUCGUGAUAGUAGAUAAAAAGUUGCCCACGAUACCUUUUUUACUAUGAAACACGUUAGGCUAAUUUCCAGCAUCCCUGCGAUUUUACAGAGAAUAAGUGUUUUGGAGAAUAGAUGGUUGGUUGAAAUAACAUAAGCAUGCAUACUAAUGUACGUUUUUGCGUUAAUGUCGCAAUAGCACACCUUAGUACUCAAGGGGGGCGAUAGGGUUACUGUCAAAUGCUUGCUUUACUGAACUGGAUGUGUUCAGGUUUCUAUAGCUAUAAACAUGUUGACUGUUGGACUAAAUGAACUAGCUUGCUAAGCUAAAUUCACUGUGGCUCCACCAUGAUAGUAGGCAAAAUUUUGCUGAAAGUGGCUUAAUACCCACAAUUGUGCACCUUUUGUACUUAUGUUACAUUAUAGUAUACAUUGAAGAUAUAAUUUCCAGCAUUCCCGUGACCCUACAGAGGAUAAGAUAUGACGGAUAAACUGAGUCUAAUUUCAUAAUGUAAAAUUAAGCAUACAGUAGCUAGAAGCAUUUGUGUUCUCAUACUUGCAUAGAGUUUCAGGCCGCAGAGAGAAUGACACGUUUUGACCAAACCUGAGAAGAGCGUAAUUUUUAUGAACUUUGCAUUUGUAGAAGUUACAGGAAGUUAUGUAACUGUCCUUAAUUAAUGAUGAUGAGAAAGUGCUUCAGUUUCGGUCACUAUUAAGUGGUGUACAGAUCUGACCGGGUCAGUGAGAUGGAGAAUAACACCCCCUCCCUUCCAGUUUAGAAAUGCUGCACUUUGCAUGAGGCACACGGCCACGUCCGCAUGACUACAGCACAUGAUCCGGGGUCGAUAACAGAGAAACAUCCCUCGGCAGUGUUAUGGGUGGUUUGUUGAUCGAUCGGAUCAGAUGUGGUUGGAGAAAUGGACCCGCGGCACAAUUCACUAACUAUCUGUAGAGUGAUCUGACCUGAAAUCAGUCUUAAUAACUGUCUUUAGCACGUUUGUUGAAUCAGUGACAGUUGGUAGUCUGACCCCAGGUCAGGUAAACAGUCCCUCCUCUAGGUUCAAUGGCUUAACGGUGGUCACUCUUUACUGAUGAAUGUGGCUGAUAUUGUCAAAAUGUGCUGAGAUUAAAUAAAUGAAAAUGCAUUGUGGUAUAUACUUUUUCUUUACUUUUUUUAAGGUUAUUUGUGUUUAAGGUUGAAAGUAGAACAUUCUAAGAGACUGAGGAAAUUACUGUCCAUUGUAAUUGUAUGUUCUUUAAAAAGAAAGAGGAGAAACCCUUGUGUCAAUUAUAUAGAUCAAAAGAUUUCGAAAAUA